AUGUCAAAAUCAGACACUAAAGACCUAGACACCUAUAAAGCGGCAGUUGAGUCGCAAGGAGCCAAGAUAGAAGGUCAAGUUGAUAGUGAUAAUGACGACUAUAAUGAGGAUGAAGACGAAGACUACGAUCCUUCUAAGAAACAGGCAGAUGAACAAGAACAAAGUGAAGAAUCUGACAACGAGCCUGAGCCUGAUUACUCCAACAUAAACACUGGAGUCAGUCAGGUAAGAACGCGAACGCAACGAUACCAGGACUCUGAAUCCACUAAACGAGACAGAGCACCUCUUGGUGGCCUUGUCAAGGCGGAAACUUCGGGCCUUAACGUAGACGCACUUUUUGAGUCACUUCAGAACGACAGUGUCAACGAUGAGUGGAGGAAAUACAUCAAGGAAGACACUCCAAAGAAGGAUGAACCCAAAAUGACUGUUUCAGAGGCUGCUGCGGAGAUGAUUCGCAUAGAAACAACGUAUACGUUCGCUGGAAAGUUGGUUCGUGAAUCUAAGAUGGUGGAUGCCAAUUCCGCCGAGGCAAAGGCAUAUUUAAACUCUACAAGUGGUAUUAUGCGUGAUAGUGGCGAGAAAACUUCAAACAAGUCGUAUGUGACGGUGAUACGGAAAGUGCCAGGGAGUGACGAGCAGGUACCACUUCGGAUAAAACUCAAGCGUCCAUCGCUCAUAGAUAAGUUCUUGGCGGGUGACAAGAAGAACAAAUUGACGACUUUGGAGAAGUCCCGUCUUGACUGGGCCAGUUUUGUUGACAAAAAGAGCAUCAAGGACGACUUAUCGUUACACAACAAGGCUGGUUACUUGGAGAAACAAGAUUUUCUCGGACGCAUGGAUGCGAAGAGGGAUCUUGAAUACCAAAAGGCCAAGGAACUUGAUAGACAGCGCCAGUGGCAGUUGCAGCAGAAAAAUACCUGA
This is a messenger RNA of Sungouiella intermedia, 921 nucleotides long. The record is from the annotation of a GenBank genome assembly. NCBI's taxonomy places the organism in Eukaryota, Fungi, Ascomycota, Pichiomycetes, Serinales, Metschnikowiaceae.